Laetiporus sulphureus 93-53 is the source of this 627-nucleotide messenger RNA. RefSeq names its product transport protein particle complex subunit. Lineage: Eukaryota; Fungi; Basidiomycota; Agaricomycetes; Polyporales; Laetiporaceae. Gene Ontology annotation, cellular component: cis-Golgi network membrane; cytosol; TRAPP complex. Gene Ontology annotation, biological process: endoplasmic reticulum to Golgi vesicle-mediated transport; intra-Golgi vesicle-mediated transport. The record is from RefSeq and is a predicted model, not a curated record. Bases 1 to 627 code for a protein of 208 amino acids. The transcript has 4 exons.
AUGGCUACAACGAGCAAGCAAUACAAGGCGAUAGGCGAGGACAUGUGGAAAGGGAGGACUGAAAAGAUCAAUGCAGAGCUAUUUGCGUUGACCUACGGUGCUCUGGUAGUGCAGCUCAUACAGGACUACGAAGAUUAUGCGGAGGUCAACAAGCAGCUUGAGAAGAUGGGUUACAACAUUGGCACGCGGUUGAUAGAGGACUUCCUCGCUCGCACCCCCAUCGGGCGUUGUGCAGACUUCAGGGAGGUUGGAGAAGUCGUAGCUAAGGUUGGCUUCAAGUCCUUCCUGAACAUCACACCAACCGUCACGCACGCUGCACCUCCUCAAACCGCUCCUGCUCGAAGUAGUACUCCGACAACCCAGCCCAACACGUCAGGCGCCUCCUUUACACUCACGCUGGACGAGAAUCCCCUCGCUGAAUUCGUAGAACUCCCUGAGGAGGCAUUCGAAGGAGGACUGUGGUUCAGCAACGUGCUAUGCGGAGUGUUGAAGGGGGCGCUGGAGAUGAUACAAAUGCAAGUGCAGGUUACAUUUGUAUCCGAUACGUUGCGCGGUGAUGAGACGACUGAGAUUCGAGUGACGUUGGUGAAGUAUCUGGAGGAGGAGGUACCUGUGGGAGACGAUUGA